Phragmites australis (common reed) is the source of this 1986-nucleotide messenger RNA. Its product is annotated as transcription factor bHLH144-like. Gene Ontology annotation, molecular function: protein dimerization activity. The transcript has 3 exons. Bases 796 to 1590 code for a protein of 264 amino acids. The record is from RefSeq and is a predicted model, not a curated record. NCBI's taxonomy places the organism in Eukaryota, Viridiplantae, Streptophyta, Magnoliopsida, Poales, Poaceae.
UCCUCUCUCCGCGCCACUCCACCUUCACCUCUCUCUGUAUCACACUCAAAAGAAGUGCAACAAAAGGAAGCGAGCGACAGGGGAGAGGGACCAAUCGGAGUAUCCAACACCAGCUGCUUGCUGUUCAUCCGUUAUAUAAAACCCUGUGGCCUCCCAUUUGCCGGCUCCAUCCAUCCAUCUCUUCUCCAAUCCCGUUCCAUUGCUCUGCUCCUGCUCUUCUCUGGUCGGCUCAGCCUCGAUCGGUCUCAUCGUUGCAGAAAGGCUUGAUUGGCAGAGCAGAGGAGGUAGAAGGGCAGGAUGCCUUGGGUGGGGACGAUCGUGCGGCUGGUGGUGUCCUUCCGCGUCAUCCUGUGAUCUCGCGCCGCUCCGUCCGUCGAGCGAUCGGGUGUCGAGGCUUGCUUGGAGCCUGGGCGGGGAAGGACAUGUGCGUUGGGUUCAGCCGGUGGAGCCUUGACGUGGUCGUUAUGACAAGUGGCGCCGUCGCGUACUACUACAGAUUGAUGCAAGUCUGCCAGGCCGAAUACUUCCGCCAGCUUCUGAAGCCCGUGACGUAGAUUCGGCCAUCACUCCACACCUCACACGCACUCUCUCCAUCCUAGCAGCUCCAAACCCAACUAACCAAAACAAUUUUGAAUUUAAAAACCACAAAAAGCCAGCUCCAGUUAACAAAACGCUCUUAAAUUUCUUGUUCAUUUUCCUUCCAAUCGAAACCAAACUACUUCCUAAAUUUCCCCACACAAACAAAGCCAAAAAUCCUUAGAAAUCAAGCCAAAGCAACACUGCACAAGUGACCUGAUGCAGGGGGACCCCGGAUACGGGUACGGUGGCUACGGCUACGGAUACAAUAGCUACAUCGCCGGCACCGGCGCCGGCGGCUACGACUACGACAUGGCCGGCUACGUCGGCGGAGGCGCGUACUACGCGGCCAACGAUCGGUACGCUGUCGCGCCAGCUGCCUAUGAGGACCCCCUCGCCGGUCGGAGGCAGCACGACUUCCCGGCGCCACUCACCGGGCUCGAGUUCCAGUCGUCGGAUACCUGCCCCAAGAACUACGUCAUCUUCGACCAGACGUACGAGCGGAGCCGGGUCAUGUUCCACCCCUCCCUCGCCAACAACUUCGGCUCCUCCGGCGGCGGCUACGACUACAAUCACCACCACUGCCACGGCUUCGAUCAGAACUACGCCGGUGCCGGCAAGAGCGCCUACUACGGUUGCGGCGACGGCGGCGGCGGCUCGAUCCGGCAGAAAGAGGACACCGACGAGAUCGACGCGCUGAUGAGCACGGAGGACGGCGAGGACGAGGACGACGUGCUCAGCACAGGCCGCACCCCGGGCUGCCGCGCCGGCGGCUCCCCGGACUCCACGUGCUCGUCCGGGUACGGGCCCAUCGGAGGCGGCCGGAAGAACGAGACCGGCGGCGGAGGCGGCGAGAAGAAGGAGCGGAUGAAGAAGAUGGUGCGGACGCUCAAGGGGAUCAUCCCGGGCGGCGACCGCAUGGACACGCCGGCGGUCCUCGACGAGGCCGUGAGGUACCUCAAGUCGCUCAAGGUGGAGGUCAAGAAGCUCGGUGCGCGUGGGUCAAGCAGCUAGCCCGCUGACAUCCGCAACGAUCACAAUGGCAGUCGAAAUCUCUAUCUGCAUCGGCAGAUAAACAUCAUAAGAUGAGACCGGCGAUAGAAGCCGUGAUGAUGACAACGACAGCCUGAUCCUCGCAUCAGAUGCCCUCAACCAGUUGGUGCGUGCGCUGUUUGCACUGACACGAUCAGAGCAAGGGAAGGGAGCGGCAUGAGGGAGAGAGCUGAGUUACUGCGCGCUUUCUCGCUUUUAUUUCGUCACUGUCUUGUGGUGCCUCUGCUCGUGCGUGCGUGCAUGGAUUGUUGCUUUGCUUUAGUAGAAGUUGCUGCCUUUUUUUCUUUCGUAUCUCCUGAUAGUGGCUGGCGUUGUAACUGUCACGCUGAUGAUAUAGUAUACACCGUGUUUUGGUUA